AUGGAUAUCCGGACAGCAGAGAAAAUAAUUCUACUUAUUUUUCUGUUGAAAGGUGUUUGCUGUAGAGAUUUCAGCAUCAGUCUGACAGAGAAGAUUGAAGCUCUCAGUGGAUCAUGUGUGAUCAUAAAGUGCACAUUUGAGAUUGAAGAUGAAUAUGACAAAUACCUCACUGAGAGUGAUGCUACAGGAUUGUGGCUCAAAUAUGGAUAUAAUGUGAAUAACCAUCUAGUGUUUAACUCCAGAGAUCCCAAACCUGAUCACUUUAAAGGGGAAAUAACUGGAAAACUACAUGAGAAGAACUGCACCACUAUAUUUUAUGAUGUUAGUUCAAAUCAUAAUGGUAAAUAUUACUUCAGGAUUGAGAGUGGUCCUCUGAAAUUAACCUACAACAUGAACACCUCCACUAUAAAUGUCAUUGAGUCUCCCCCCAAACCCACAGUGAAGCUGUAUGAGGAGCAGAAGGAGGUUCAGGAUCAGGAGGAGGUGUUGGAGGGGAGCUCUGUGAGUCUGCGCUGCUCUGCUGAGACUCUCUGCUCCUCUCCUCCACCAACUCUCACAUGGAGCUCCACUCCCAGAAUCCCCCUCAGUGAGAGCAGCAGACAACAGGAGCUCAUCUCUGAUCUGAACUUCACUGCUGCUCACCGUCACCACAGAGUCACUUUCACCUGCACUAUAACCUACCAGAUACUGGACAAGAACAAAACAGCACAGGACAGCAUCACAUUACAUGUUCAGUAUGCCCCUAAAAUCUCUCCCUCCUCCAGUUGUAACAGAACUGAUGUAAUUGUGUGUUUCUGUGAGGUUGAUGGGAAUCCCUCUCCUGAACUGGAGUGGCAUCUGUCUGGACGUCCUGUCACUAACUCUUCAGACACGUUCAUCAGUGAAGAGCGAUUGAGCAGCACAGUCUUGAGGAGCUCCAUCACUCUACAUCAGUCACUCACACACACAUCUCUGCAGUGUGUCGGCAACAACACUCGUGGCACUGCAAGAAAACUGUUUCAACUGAAUCUCUCUCCUUUGCAGUGUACAGAUUAUAAACAGGUUACAGUUUCCCUCCUGAUCAUAUUAAUGCUGAUUCUGGUUUUGUACGCUCUGACUGUUGGACUUGGAAUCUACAAAAUUAGACAAUUGUCCACAAAGCUAAAGGCUCAGAAUGAGGCAGCAGACACAUAUGCUUCUCUUCAGCUCUCUGCUCCACCCUCUGAAUAUGAAACUUUGAACAUUAAGAGAGAUGACACACAAUAA
Molecule: messenger RNA, 1245 nt
Organism: Megalobrama amblycephala (Wuchang bream)
Lineage: Eukaryota; Metazoa; Chordata; Actinopteri; Cypriniformes; Xenocyprididae
Product: sialic acid-binding Ig-like lectin 7
Exons: 7
Coding region: 1-1245 (414 amino acids)
Source: RefSeq, a predicted model, not a curated record